AUGGGAAUAGAAUCCACUUCAAUCAAGAGUAUUCUUCGGAUUCGCCCGCCCCACAAAGACAAAAGCCUAAGAGUAAGAGAUAAGACAGUUUAUGUAGAUAAGAACAGCCAGGAGGAACUAUCCUUUCUCUUUGAUGCUGCGUACAAAAGUGACAGCACGCAGGAAGACAUAUACAGGAACAUUGAGGUGUAUUUAGACAAUAUUGCAAGGGGAAUAAAUACUUCAAUUCUAGCAUACGGAGCAACAGGCUCAGGGAAAACAUACACAAUGUGUGGAACCUCUGCAGACCCUGGGAUAAUUCCCCGGAUGGCAAGUGAUAUAUUUGGACGAUACACAGAAACCCUUUCUGUCCUGUUUAAGGUUGGAAUAGAAAUGACGUAUAUUGAGAUUUACAACGAAAAAGUGUAUGACCUGCUUGUAGAAGAGCCUGUCUCUCUUCCAGUCAGAGAAGACUCGCAGGGAAGAGUAGUUAUACAAGGUGUUCUGGAGAAAAAGGUCCGGACUGAAAAGGAGUUUGAAGAACUCUUUAACAAGGGCGGUCAUAGAAGAAAGCAAAGAAAAACACUUUUAAACACGGAGAGUAGCAGAAGUCAUGCAGUUGUCACACUUUUCAUCACGCUCUCAACAGACUCAACCAUGGUUAGAACAAAGAUCAAUCUGGUGGACCUAGCAGGAAGUGAAAACAAUAAAAGGACAGGGAAUGAAGGCGUAAGCAUGGUUGAAAGUGCAAGCAUAAACAGAAGUCUUUUUGUGCUUAACAAAGUAAUUGAAAGCUUAGGGCAGGGAAGUGCCAGAAUUCCAUACAGAGACAGCAAACUCACAAGAAUUCUGCAAGAUUCACUAGGCGGUAUGAGUGACUGUGCCCUUAUUGUAAACAUACAGGGAGAUUCAUCUGCUGAGACAAUUAGUACGCUUGCUUUCUCAGGGAAGAGCAGAAAGGUCAAGCUGAAGCCACAGAGCGAGAAGAUUGCCUUUAAUAAAUGGACUGAUAUCGUAAAGGACCCACGGCCUGCUCGUAUGCCCAUACGGGGACACUCUGCCUCUGCUACAUCUCUACGCCCAGUCUACACGCAUGCAGGUAGCUCCAUGGGAUACGGGAAAAAGAGCAGCAGUGAAAAUAGAGCUCCAAACAGCAGUGAAAGAGAAGAAAAAAAGAAGCACAAAAAGUCUGAAGCAGAUCAUACUCUAAAGAAGCCGAGGGAAAAAAAGCAGAAAGUUGCAAGAGAAUACAAGAAACAAAGCAUAGAGGCAAUUUUAGAGAUUGUAAAUAGUCAAGAUUUUCUGAGAAUAAAGUCCCUUCCAAUGAUAGGAGAUCAGCGAGCUGAAAAGAUUAUCAAGUACGCCCAAAAAAACCCCAUCGUAGAUAUCAAUGAACUGCUGCAGGCAGGGAUUACAAAAAAAAUACUCGCCAACUUAGUGAUCUAA
Molecule: messenger RNA, 1425 nt
Organism: Nematocida ausubeli
Lineage: Eukaryota; Fungi; Microsporidia
Exons: 1
Coding region: 1-1425 (474 amino acids)
Biological process (GO): microtubule-based movement; mitotic spindle organization
Molecular function (GO): ATP binding; microtubule binding; microtubule motor activity
Source: RefSeq, a predicted model, not a curated record